Messenger RNA from Daphnia pulicaria, 2367 nucleotides. RefSeq names its product mucin-2-like. The record is from RefSeq and is a predicted model, not a curated record. Bases 47 to 2335 code for a protein of 762 amino acids. NCBI's taxonomy places the organism in Eukaryota, Metazoa, Arthropoda, Branchiopoda, Diplostraca, Daphniidae. The transcript is spliced from 2 exons.
UGUGCAAGGUCGUCAUUUCCCAUCAGCUAGUCGUGCCCUGCCAGACAUGGCAGUUCUGCUCACUUUUGCACUGGUGAUUACCGUGGCGUCGGUCUGCCAAGCUGCUCCGGUCUCAGAUCCCACGUUCGGAAGGAUUCCGCAAAUAGAUUUCAACCGGCAGAGUCAGUUUGCUCUGAAUUGGCCUGGAUUGAGAAUAAAUGGACAACAUCAUUUUGACAUUCAAUCCGGCUAUCCGGCUGUCCCACUGAUUGUUCCAUUCCAGCCGCAGCGCUGGACUCAACCGAUCCGUCCUUUACUUCGCAUCCGCCCGUCACAGCCACUUUGCGUGCCCUGUUUUGGCACUCAAACAUUCAACUUUUCCGGUUUCUUUCCAUCGCUAUUGAACGCCAGCAGCAACAACUCAUUGUCAUCAUCAUUUCUCCCAAACAUCAACCCCAUGUUCUAUAUGUGGCCAGGCUUGUUCCAGCCACGAAUCACGCCCGUUUGCUGUCCCAGUCCGACUACUGCCAAACCGACAACAACAACUGCACUGCCAACCACAACCCGUGCAACAACUGCACUGCCAACAACAACCCGUGCAACAACUACACUGCCAACAACACCAAGUGCAACAACUACACUGCCAACAACACCAAGUACAACAACUACACUGCCAACAACAACAAGUACAACAAUAACUACAGUGCCAACAACAACUCAAUCACCUGUUCGUGUUUUGACACGGAUCGGACCGAAUCCACUGAUCUGCUUGCCGUGCAAUGCCCAAACUGGCCCGUUUCCUUCAUUUCCUUUCGAUCCUUUGGUCAACAUUUGGAGAGAGAUUUGCUGCCCCACGACCACAGUAAGGCCACCGUCGACAGAAACUGCCCCGACGUCAACAACAACAAGUGGCUCAACUUCAUCGACGAGAACUACGAAACCGCUAGGACCGUGCAAGGGCUCACCGGAAGAUGAAGAGGAUCCGCGCUGUUUCGAUUUCGGGGCCCGUCAGUUCACACUUUCAACUAUCCUGCCUACAGCUGCUCCGACAACAACUUCCACCCUGCCAACAACUAUAAGUACGCUGCCUACUACAACAUCCAAACCAACUACUACAACACUGAAGCCAUCAACAAUCACGUCCAAGCCAACUACAACUUCCACCCUGCCAACAACUACAAGUGCCAAACCAACUACUACAACAACAACAGCCAAGCCAACUACAACUUCCACCCUGCCAACAACUACAAGUGCCAAACCAACUACUACAACAACAACAGCCAAGCCAACUACAACUUCCACCCUGCCAACAACUACAAGUGCCAAACCAACUACUACAACAACAACAGCCAAGCCAACUACAACUUCCACCCUGCCAACAACUACAAGUGCCAAACCAACAACAACAACAACAACAGCCAAGCCAACUACAACUUCCACCCUGCCAACAACUACAAGUGCAAAACCAACUACUACAACAACAACAGCCAAGCCAACAACAACUUCCACCCUGCCAACGACUACAAGUGCCAAACCAACAACAACAGCCAAGCCAACUACAACUUCCACCCUGCCAACGACUACAAGUGCCAAACCAACAACAACAACAGCCAAGCCAACAACGACCACUACCAAGCCAACUACAACUUCCACCCUGCCAACAACCACAACAAGCAAAGCAACUACAACAGUGCAACCGAUAACAACUGCCAAGCCAACUUCUACGACAUUCACGCCAAUAACAACUUCCACAACAACAGCUAAACCGACGACGACAACAGCUAAACCAACGGCAACAGCCAAGCCAACGACUACGGCAACGCAAUCAACAACCACUACCCCCAGAUCAUCAACAACUUUCACACUGCUGCCCACUCCUUCUACUGUCCAAACGACCACAGCUAUUUCGGCUACAACUACUACACCUACCCCAACAACUUCAUCAACUAUAACUUCCACUCUGCCACCCACUACCCCAAGUGCCCAAUCAACAACCACGGCUACUCCAGGCACAACAACAACUUUCACUCUGCCAACCCCAACUGAAACUGCCCAAACUACUACCACGACCAUUCCCGAAACAACAACGAUUGUUCCUGAAACAACCACGACUGCAACCGACCCAACAACUUCCACCCUGCCACCCAUCACUUCAACUGUCGAAACAACAACGACUGCCAUUCCGGCAACAACAACGACGGAGCCUAACUUUUCAACCGAAGUCAGCGGCCUGAUUCCAACUGAAACUAUUCCAACAACAACAGAAGCCAUUUCUGUCAUUUUAAAAGCUGCUGAACGCAAACUAAAAUCAUCCUUUGAAAACGACUACUUCUACGACACCGAAGAUCGUCGCUAAAAUUGCAUUUAAUUCCAAAGCAAUUAAUUCUU